AUGGAGGGCAUGGACGUGGACCUGGACCAGGAACUUAUGCAGAAGUUCAGCUGUCUGGGAACCACCGAUAAAGAUGUGCUUAUCUCUGAAUUCCAGCGCCUACUGGGCUUUCAGCUCAAUCCUGCGGGCUGUGCGUUCUUCCUAGACAUGACCAACUGGAAUUUACAGGCAGCAAUCGGGGCAUAUUAUGACUUUGAGAGUCCAAAUGUCAAUAUCCCUUGCAUGUCUUUUGUAGAAGAUGUAACUAUUGGUGAAGGCGAGUCUGUUCCUCCAGAAACACAGUUUACCAAAACUUGGAGGGUUCAAAACACAGGAUCUGAAGCAUGGCCGCCAGGUGUAUGUCUGCGGUAUGUGGGAGGUGAUCAGUUUGGCCAUGUGAAUAUGGUGUUGGUCCGUUCUUUAGACACACAGGAAAUGACAGAUGUCAGUGUGCCAAUGUGCAGCCCUAAUCAGCCUGGCAUGUACCAGGGUCAGUGGAGAAUGUGUACUGCUACUGGCUUGUAUUUUGGAGAUGUCAUCUGGGUUAUUCUGAGCGUGGAAGCUGGUGGCCUCUUGGGUGUAACUCAGCAGCUCUCUUCCUUUGACACGGAGUUCAACACUCAGCCCUCAUCGCAGUGUAAGUGGCGACUACAACCCCUUCGCAUCACCACAGAAGAAUCGUUCCCCAGAAGGGGAGAACAUGGGCACCUGGCCUGAAACAGAGACUCCUGAAAGAGAACAGAAUGGACUAUCUCAGACCUCUGUAAAUAUAUGUGCAACAGAUCGUCCAGCAAGCCGUUCUGUAGCAACGUAUAGAGAGGUGAGGUGCUGUAGUCUGCCACUGGAAAAU
Messenger RNA from Staurois parvus, 829 nucleotides. The record is from the annotation of a GenBank genome assembly. NCBI's taxonomy places the organism in Eukaryota, Metazoa, Chordata, Amphibia, Anura, Ranidae.